AUGUCUAUCUUUCAGCCAUAUACCGUCUUCACACGCAAUAAAAUAUGGUUCAUCACAUAUCUCCUCGGAUAUCUCACUCUCGCUUCCUCGCUUACGGCCACCAUCUACUUCCCCCUCAUCGAUCUGUUGAGUAACCAGUACCACGUAUCCGUCCAACUCGUCAAUCUCACUAUCACAUGCUAUGUGAUCUUCCAGGCCAUCUCGCCCGCAUUCUGGGCUCCACUCUCUGACACCCUGGGCCGCCGUCCAGUCUUCCUCAUGACGUUCUCAAUUUAUGUCUGUGCCAGUCUCGGACUAGCUCUGAAUAAAUCCAACUAUACCGCCCUCAUCUUAUUGCGUGGCCUCCAGAGCAUUGGAGGAUCAGCUGUCAUGUCCCUUGCCUACGCCGUUGUAGCAGACGUCUCGCCUCACUCCGAACGUGGGAAAAUUCUAGGUCCCAUGCUUACAUCGACAAAUCUCGGCCCCUGCAUCGGGCCUGUAAUUGGCGGUGGCGCUAUCCUAGCCUCGGGGGAUGCCAUGUGGUGUUUCUGGGCUUUGUUUAUCUUUGGGAUCAUAUCUCUUCUAUUCAUCGGAUGGACAUUACCAGAAACCGCAAGAACAGUAGUUGGCAAUGGUGCCGUCUAUCCACAGAGUAUAUGGAGGACGUGGUGGAAUUUGCUGGUUGAGAAGAUUCCCAAGUUGGGUAACAAUCCUGAAACGGAUAAUGCCAUCAUGCCACAAGGACAAAUAACAGAUAUCAACGCCGGUAAAACAGGAAAGGGCAAAUGGAUCAUACCAAACCCUUUUAUAUCCCUAAAGAUUAUAUUCUACUGGGACACCAUUUUAAUCCUGUGGAUGGCUGCAUCGCCCUAUGCCGUAUGGUAUUGUAUCCAAACUUCCCUCCCUCUCAUCUUCAGAAACACAUACGGAUACAAUGAAUUGUUUGUUGGUCUCUGCUUUCUCCCUGGGGGACUAGGAGUCAUUCUCGGGGGCCUCCUUGCGGGGCGUCUCCUGGAUUGGAACUAUAGACACACCGCACGAGCCAUAGGUCUUGAGGGGGAUAGCCAUAGGGUGGACAUGAGCCAAUUUCCCAUUGAAAAGGCUCGGUCUCGUGGUAUCUAUAUCGUCUUGUCCACUUCCAUCCCUCUAUUGGUGGGUUAUGGAUGGGCCGUUCAUUUUCAUGCUCAUCCGAGUAUUCCGUUGAUUUUGCAGGCGUUGAUUGGCGCAAAAUGUACAGUGAUCUUGCAGAGUUUCAGUGCUUUGCUAGUUGACAUCUUCCCAAGACGUCCUGGUGCGGCGGCCGCCGCAAAUAAUAUCACUCGAUGUGCGCUCUCUGCGGCUGCUGUUACCACUCUCCAGCCGUUGUCAAAGGCAAUUGGAUAUUCCUGGCUCUUUACGCUCAUUGCUCUUGUUGAUGGUGUGGCAGGGUUGCUUGCAGUCUGGGUUAUACGGCGAUGUGGAUCUGCGUGGAGGCAAAAGAGAGACUCAAAGUCUGACGAUUAA
Messenger RNA from Penicillium coprophilum, 1482 nucleotides. RefSeq lists its product as uncharacterized. The record is from RefSeq and is a predicted model, not a curated record. Gene Ontology annotation, biological process: transmembrane transport. Bases 1 to 1482 code for a protein of 493 amino acids. Lineage: Eukaryota; Fungi; Ascomycota; Eurotiomycetes; Eurotiales; Aspergillaceae. Gene Ontology annotation, molecular function: transmembrane transporter activity. The transcript has a single exon.